AUGUAUAGCCUACGUGACGGUAUACUGUAUAGAAGGUCAUUUCUGGGACCUCUAUUACGGUGCCUCUCACAAACCGAAGGAAGGAGGAUACUUCCUGACAUACACAGCGGAGAUUCCGGAAACCACAGCGGAAGAAGAUCCUUGGCAGUUAAAUCCAAAAUGGAAGGGUACUACUGGCUAAGUAUGGAUGAAAAUGCAAAAAACGUAGCUAAACGAUGCGAAAGGUUCGGAAUACCAGCUGCCAUAGUCUCUGAUAAUGGCAAACAGCUGCAAGGAAAGAACAUUGAUAUGUUGUUCGACACCUUCAACAUUCAGAAGAACAAGUCUACUCCCAUAUAUCCUAAGAGCAACGGACAAGCGGAGGUGACUAACAAAACCAUAGCAACGAACUUGAAAAAGAAGCUAGGAGCAUAG
Messenger RNA from Papaver somniferum (opium poppy), 414 nucleotides. RefSeq lists its product as uncharacterized. Lineage: Eukaryota; Viridiplantae; Streptophyta; Magnoliopsida; Ranunculales; Papaveraceae. Gene Ontology annotation, biological process: DNA integration. The transcript is spliced from 2 exons. Bases 1 to 414 code for a protein of 137 amino acids. The record is from RefSeq and is a predicted model, not a curated record. Gene Ontology annotation, molecular function: nucleic acid binding.